AUGGUUCGAAUCCGACCUCCGCCACUCGACUGCUCCUGUCUAGGUUUGGACAACCUGGCAGUAUCUCAGCCUUGGUGCUUCCUUCGGGUGGCAUGGCAGCUAGGCACCGAAAGGGUGUUACAACUGAAGGAUUUCUUCGAGAAUGUCGGUGUCCAUAUUCUUUACUGCAAUAUUGGAUUUGAAUUCCAUCCUAUUGAAGCUACGCAUCGGUGUACAUCGUUGAUCGUGACGGAACGCGAGAAAUACGCAAAUUGGUAUAUCUGGACGCGUAAGCGCGUUCUGUUACCCAUCGAGUGCCGUUACUCCGAAACCUCGAACUGCCUGAAUAAUCCUGCCGUACGAUUUGAUGUGCGCGACAACCACCAGAAAAGUUCGAUUGUAUUACGCGCUGGGUGUGAGCGAUGCUCACAUAUUCAAUCAUUGUGCCGCAACAUCAUGAAUCCGAGGGUACCUCUCUCACAGUUUCAGCAAAACUACAGUUCAAUCAAGUUAGCGGAGGACGAGCACUUUCGAACUAAAAAAACGUCGGACUAA
This is a messenger RNA of Opisthorchis viverrini, 534 nucleotides long. RefSeq lists its product as hypothetical. Bases 1 to 534 code for a protein of 177 amino acids. The transcript is spliced from 3 exons. The record is from RefSeq and is a predicted model, not a curated record. Lineage: Eukaryota; Metazoa; Platyhelminthes; Trematoda; Opisthorchiida; Opisthorchiidae.